This is a messenger RNA of Liolophura sinensis, 7373 nucleotides long. RefSeq names its product sperm-associated antigen 17-like. Gene Ontology annotation, biological process: epithelial cilium movement involved in extracellular fluid movement; axonemal central apparatus assembly. Gene Ontology annotation, cellular component: axonemal central apparatus. The record is from RefSeq and is a predicted model, not a curated record. Lineage: Eukaryota; Metazoa; Mollusca; Polyplacophora; Chitonida; Chitonidae.
GCCGCCAGCUAGCUGGUUUUGGCAAGUGCGUUCUAAAUAUCGGGAAAUAAUAUGCACUGUUAAUCACGUCAGGUAAACGAAAAUGUCUAAAACCAAAAGAGGGAAAAGUGGUGGAUCUACAGCGGUUGGAGGUGGUUUGCCACGCUGGGAACAAGGAUUGUUGUCCACACAUUUUGAAGAGGACACAUGGAAAGGAAAUGUAACAUUUGUAGCCCCCAAUAAAUAUGAAGAUGUCAGACACAUUGAUGCUCUUUCAACAGCUGUUUCAAGUGGAUUGCGAAAGCUUUUCAGCAUCAUCACCCGGGAGGAACUUUAUGCAGUGGUUAAAGAUCUGGGAAACCCCAAAAAUAAGAAAGCGAAAGAGGUUCCUGCUAAUUUUGAAGUGUGUGAAGCUUGCAAACAGUACCUGGACUUGGGAGAAGAAAUACCUGUCCACCUGCUGGCCAAACUUCUCAAAUUUAGGCUUUUAGAUAUUAAAACCCGAGAUAUGAAAAGGCGUGAUGUAGAAAAAAAGGGCAAAGGAAAAGAGAGAGUUAAAUCUGGUAAAAAGGGCGGUAAGAAAACUCCAGACCCGCCAGCUGCUAAAGAGGGCAGCAAGUUGAAAAAGAGGGGAGAAGAAGAUGCAGAUAAAAAAUACAUUGAUGAUGAACCAGAUGAUGGACCUGAGCAUUACAUCUUAGUCCAGGGUUUCAAUGAUGCCAAACUGAUAGCCGCCUUGUCCGAUAUUGGAGUAAAUGUGAAUGCUGUAAUAAGGGUUUCAUCCCAGGAAUACCCUAGACCUCCCACAGAGGCCAAAGAAGCAGAAGGGGAGAACGAUGAUAAAACACUAGCUGCAGAAGCUGAGGCCAAGGCUGCAAGAGUUGCUGUAAAGAAAGAACUGAAGAAGUUCUGGUCAGAGUUGCUACCUACAUUACAAAGACAACCAGACUCCUCAAAACUCCAUGAUGUAGCUCGUCUCGAUUAUGAGGUUCCAAACUUGAUAGUACCUAGCAAUCUGGAGGAUGCAGAGCAAAAGCUGACAUUUGGCACAGCUGUGUUUGAGGAUAUAGCCUGUAAGAUAUAUGACUUGGUGGAUGCGAAACGUCAGUACCAUUGCUAUAUGGAGAAUAUAAGGCUGAUCAGUGUUCCUGAGUGUGGUCAGCCUCAACCCCCACCCUCUGAUUUGCCAGGUGCUCCAGGUGGCACAAUUCCGAGUGUCACACCCUCCAUGCUUCAGACUGAGGCCGAUAUGAGAUACUACAAUGACCUAAUGAGUAUUAUACCUCAGGAGAGUGUCAGUGUUCCUCUUAUCAUGCACUGUAUGCUGGAACAGAUUGUUGCUACCGAAGAAGACAAGACUCCUCCGAGUGCAGCAAAACCUCCGCCUAGAACAGAUGGCUUGAAUGAUUCUCUAGCCUCUCACAUCAGUAGCGUGGCCUUCAAACUAGCACUCUCUGAGGAGGAACAUAAUAGCCUGACAGAAGUUUUAGAGUUGCCUGAGCGUCCCCCUGAUUCGCCCCGUAACCCACUUCUCAUGAACAGAGGAGAUGAGAUCACAAAGAGAACACAACACUUGAAGGCUAAGUAUGGCUUCAAUCCAGAGCAAGUGGAGAGGGACAUGCUCAAACAUUUGCCGCUCUCCUCCCUGUGUCAGCUACCCCGUCCUUCUUCUAAGAUAGCGCGAGAAAGAUCUGCUCGGCUGCAAGAGCUUAUACAUUUCUGCUGCACUGGAGGAUUAACUCCUUCAGAGAUUGACAGAGCUUUCAAGCAGUUUGUCCUGGAGUGCAUGGACCUGACCUGCACUGACCCUAAUGGAUUUAUUGUCACCAAGGAGGGCGAGGGGGCUGACCACACCUCUAUCCCCUGGGACGACCCCUACCCAUACUUCAAAGGCAUGAUGACUGAGGAGGACAAGGCUCUGUAUGAGGAAGAAAGAAAAGCAGCACGUGAUCUGGAAAAAGAGGAAAGUCUUGAGAAUGUGGCCCAGAAGUCCCCAGUUUCUCCCCCAGCCAGAACUGGAUCAAGCUGUAGCAAAGGCAGCACACCAUCAUCAUCUAAUGAAGAGUUAGAUAAGGGGGAUAAGAGAGCCUCCAGAGCACGCAGGAAGAAAUCCAAGUCUGGUGAUGGUAAGAGUCGUCAGAAGAGCUCUAGUGUGGAAAAGAAGAAGUGUGUAUCUGUAGAGGAGAUUGUAGAGGAGGCGCCUCGCCCUGAAUCAAGUAGCAGUCACAAGAGUAUCCUAAGGUCUCGGUCUAGAUCAGCCUCAGGGAGCAGGCUUAACUCAAGGACCAACUCAGUGCACUUCAACACAACCGAGGAAGGGCAUCCCGUGAAGCAGCCUGGAGAUGAGGAGCCAGGCGAUGUGCCUGAGGAGCCAGACAAGACCACAGAGGAGAGUCUGGUGGACAUUCUAGGUGCUCAGAAGAGGGACCUAGACCAGUGGUGCUUCGCAGAGCACUUUGAGCCACAUGUCUUAGCUCAGGUGUUGAAGGAAGCCUCAUACUGCCUGCCUUUUGUGGACACAUAUUACCACAAGCGGGACAACUCCCUGCUUAUCGUCUUACACAACCCAUAUAACUCAGAGUUACAGAACCAUGUGGACUGGCACACAGAACUUCAUUGUAAUGUUGGUUUUAGAAACUACCUGGAGCAUGUGUCCCAUUCAGUGACGGGCUGGGUGGCAGAGAUAGAAGCUAGCUAUCAGGCACAGCAACUGACCAGCGAGUUACAGAAACUGAAAGCAGAUGAAGAAGCAGCUGCCAAGGCUGCUGAAAAAGGGGCCAAAGCAAAGAAGUCUCCACGCAAGUCCCAGAGCAAAAGUCCAAAAAGUUCCCCCAGCAGUGUUGAAAGACCUCAGUCCGCCAAUGAGAUUUUCUUACGGCCUCAGUCUAUCAAGGCCUGGAAAAUGGAGCAAGAACAACUGCAAGCCGAGGCUGAAGAGCUGGAGAGGCAAAACAGGACAAGAAGAGCAAAGCUGAUAAAAGGGUGCAGCAAGUCUAAGACCUCUCAGAAGGAAUCCAUAUGCAAUGACAUCUCUGAGGAGGUGCUGGAAGAGCCAGAAACCUACUGGCCUUUCACCGGCUAUGACAUGGGUAACAACCUGAUCCAUGUGUCAGGGAUCACCACCACCAUGUUCCCUGUGGACGGCGGUCAGAUUAGGACCCAGAAGACAGAGUUCCUUCACGGCCAGACUAGUGUGGAAACCUCUGUUCUCAAGGAUGGUCACGUAUUCGUGGUGCACCUUCUGGACCCUCAUGAGGAAGAGGAGGAGGAGCCAGACGAGGAGCUGAGGCAGGCAGAGAAAGAGGAGGAGGAGUUGCAGAGACAAAAGGAGAUUGAGGAUGUCAAAUCUGAUGCUGAGGAAGAGGAAGGGAGCAAUAAGGCAUUUGAAGGGAAGGAAUCUUCUGGAGAAGUACAGAAAAGUACGGAGAGUACACAAGUGAAGGAUAUUCCCAAGAAGCCUUCUGUCAGUGGGUUUGGCUCCGUGUUUGCUCAGCUCAGUGAUGGCAUGUGUCUGGCCUUCAGCACGUUUGGGGCCACAGGAGACCCAGAAGGUGAAGUGGAAUGUAAGGAAGAAGAAUCUGACCCUCUCCUAGCUGAGAUGACAGCUCCCAGCCCAACACCUCAGGAUUCCAAGGCUUCAGCAGCCAAAGUGAAGAAAGAGAAGGGCAAGGAUAAACCUCCCACUCCAGAUGCAUUACAGGAAUCUGAAUCAGAGAACUUGAAGGAUGGAGAGUCAGGUGUGAGUCAACUAUUCCAGCAGCUGUAUGUCACCUGUCCUGACGGCCUCAAUGUCAGGUACUUCCUGGAGAGCUCUAUUGGUGUUGUCCCGGCGUCUGAGGAUGAUCGCCGCCUGGUGGUCCGGAUGAGCUACCCCUUUAAGACUCAAGGGACACAACCCUGUGAGUCUAUCAGGAAGAAAUUUGCUCUCACGGAGAAUUGUAGGACAGUAACCACUGAAGGGACUGUGGUCAAACACAUGACAGAUGGCACAGUACAGGUUCUGUACUCUGAUGGCACAGUGAGUACAUACACCACAGCCUAUGGCCACUUACCUGUGGUUGACCAGUGUAGCACACCCAAGCCAGAACAGGGGGUGCCACAGUUACAGGGGGUGACUGACACUGACACUGAGCCACACAAGAAAAGUGCAAAGAGUAAGCCUAGUGCUAAGAGUAUCAGCACAGAUAAAUCUGAGGAGGCACCCCCAGAGAAGAAAUGGGCCUGGAUGACAACCUUACCUAGUGGGGAGAGAACACUUACCAAGGAAGAUGGAGAGCCUGUCAACAUCAAGCCUGUCAUGGUGUGUCUGGCGUCUGACCCAGAAACCAAACAGUCGAUGGCGACCCGUGAUGACCAUGUGAUCACAAUCAGUUACCCAGAUGGUACGACCAUCGUGGAGCAUAAUGAUGGGACACGCAUCACCACAUACUAUAGGGAGAACCAGGUACCUGUAGACCACGAGGACACAGUCGAAACAGGAGAAAUGCCCCAGUAUGCUCUUCAGCAGAUCAAGUUUGUCAAGGUGGAAUGUCUUGGGUACACCACUAUUGAGUUUAACUGCGAUACCAGUGAGAACCUGACAGUGUUUGGGAAUGGAACUACAGUGAAUGUCUUCCCUGACGGCUACUACAUGAUCCACCAUUCUGAUGGAGGGCGUUUUGAAGUCGACCCUGAGGGAUCAAGCAUCUACUACCCUCGCCCCAACAAAUACAUGGAGCAGAUUGUCCCAGACAGGGAGAUCCAGUAUGCCUUGCGACACAAUGCCGAUGUCAUCUGUGAAACUGUGGACCCAGAUGGCAAUGCAUUUUCUGUCAAGUACACCGGUGAUACGUUGGUAACACCGGCUGAGUCUGAAGAGGCUCAAUCAGAGCUGAGCAGCCUGGACACACCCACAGAGAAAAAACUUGUCUCUUACAAGCAGCAUGCACCACGCUUCUUUGUCAUACACAAGUCAGGACGCGGCACAGAGCUGCUGCGAUAUCAGGACGUGGCUGAGUACUUAGACAAGAUGGAGCAGGACCCCAGCACAGCCAUGCUGCAGGACCCUAUGCCUGACUUCCCCGGGGCUAGUGGAAUAACAGUCCUCAAGCCCAUCGAGGGAACACCCUGUGAUACUUGGCUGAAGAAGUAUGACAUGGACUCCAUUAUGCCACCAGGGAUUCGAUCUCGUGACCUCACCACACUCCCUCCAAAAGAGGUGAAAACAGAUGGUCCCAUGUUUGGGACAAAUCUGGGGAAAGGGUUGUGUGUGGGAGCAGCUGUGAAACAGGCUAGUCGCUUCCCAGUGUUAAAAUGUCCAAAUACCAUAGAAAUUCGUCAGCUUAUACAGUACAGGCCAGUGGGAGAAGUUCUCCGAAAGAAAUUACAAACAGGCCUGAAGGAUUAUGCUGAGUUUGUCAAGCAGAGGAACACCACCUCCGACAUGUUACAAGUGCAGGACCCACGCAGUGAAGAGGAGAAAACCUUAGCUGAACGUCUACAGGCACUUGUCACAGAACACCACCCAAAACGACCUAAUUCAGCUGAUGUGAAGGCUGUGUAUGAAAAAGCCACAGAGCCCACCACGCCCAGUCCUCCACAUACCCCUACUCCCAAGAGGACUAAGGCUGACUGGGAGAGGGACCAGAGGGAGAGACAGGAGGAGCAAGAGGGCAGGGAGGCCCUCAGGCACAAAAAAAUACCCCCGUACUUUGACAGUGAACUGGGCAAGGCAUUCCUACAUACACAGGGCAAGGACAUGGAAGAGAUGAUGAGACAACUGUCAGCAGACUUAAAGCACGAGAGAGUGGUCAGUGAGACAGGUGUGUCAGACAUCUCAACACCUAUGGACUUACCUGCUACAGACAGUGCCCGCCAGCUGUAUGUGCACAGUUCCCAGAUGAGUGCCACAGAGAUCCCACUUCCUUCCCCACCGGGUAACAGUUCAGGCAAAAUGGUGGACAUUCCUGAGAGCCCUAAAGGCAUGGGAACUGGUAUGACCCCAUCAGGUCUCAGACCUGGUAACCCCACCCCAGCUCAUGCAGCUGGCCAAGGUUCCCCAGCCCCUCUCAGACCAAAGAACCCUACCCCAUCACACAGCAACAGGACUGUUCAGGACAGACCAGGGAAUCCCACCCCAACCAAGUCGAACCUAUCUGGAGGUGCUGAGGGGCAGGGCGAGGUCUCUAACCAAGGCUACCCAAGCAUAAUGGAGCAGCCCGAGGAGGAGAAGACAGUCAUAAGCCAGUUGCCAACAGGUGACACAGAGUUGAUCCUGACCAGAAGUCUUGCUGUGGAUGUGAAAGGGGAACUAAGGACAGAGGCCAUACGUUUGCCUAAUGCCAUACAAGGAGGGCGGCCAGGAGCAUUGCCCAACAUUAAGUACAAGACUGUUGAAGAUCCUGUCCGUCGUAAUGUGAGGAACAUGAUGGCAACUGGAGCCACUAUCAAAGGUCAAGGUCAGCUGCAGCGUUUGCGGGGCCUGAACCUGAUGCCUGAGGAGGUGCAGUAUGGAGUGUUGAAGGAAGGUUACACCUAUGCUUAUACCGUGUCUCUGAGGAACACCGGCUCAGACUCAUGCCGCUUCAAGAUCCGCCAGCCCCCACCCAGCACGGGACUGCGGGCUCUCUAUAAACCAGGACCAGUUGCUGCAGGUAUGAAAGUGGAUCUGUGCCUAGAGCUGUACGCCAUAGCUGUGGGUGUGGAGGGAGAGUCAGGAGUGGGAGCUAUCAGCCAUAACCUGGAGAUCAUCACUGAGGUUGACAACUUGUACCUUCCUAUCAGAGCAACAGUAUUAACAGCUCAUGAAUAUGAGAACAGGAGUUCUGAUAGCCCAAGAGGAGGGAAAUCCCCAGGGACCAGGCUGGUGUCCACGCGACCCCCAGCUAACACAGGCAUCAUCAGGCCGCGUAAGGAGAGUCACAGGGAUGGAGCAAUUCCUGUUUUCUAAGGAGCCAAAGUGAUAAAGGUCUUCUGUGCUUUGGAAUAUCAGUGAAUAUUUGAUAUUUGUUGAAAUGUCAAAUGCUGAUGUACCAACCUGUGCUUGAUUCCUGACAAUGCUAACUUUAUCACCCAGUAUGUUACCUAUAAUGAUUACAUAAGCUCCAUUUGGUCGUCUUUUUAAAUUCACAGAUGUGAACAACUCAGUUAAGGCAGGUUCACCUGUCUAUACAUUGUCAACUUUUACCCAACAUUUUAUUAAAAUGACUGUGAUAAUAAAUUUACACAAACCAUUUAUGUGUGUUCCUAUUUUACAAGUGGUAGGUAUUUCUUGUGAUGUUUCCUUUUAUUUAUAAACAGAACAGUUUUCGUACAAAUUAAUUCUUUUUGUGUGUCUCAAUCUGUCCAAUGUACAUAGCAGUUUCCUGUUGCUCUGUUUUGCUAUGACUAGACUGUGAUAAAAUAAAUGCUAUUCC